Tachyglossus aculeatus (Australian echidna) is the source of this 1324-nucleotide messenger RNA. RefSeq names its product cilia and flagella associated protein 300 (gene CFAP300). The transcript is spliced from 7 exons. The record is from RefSeq and is a predicted model, not a curated record. The coding region runs from base 26 to 835 and encodes 269 amino acids. NCBI's taxonomy places the organism in Eukaryota, Metazoa, Chordata, Mammalia, Monotremata, Tachyglossidae.
GCUGCCCGGGCUGGAGGUUGUUGCCAUGGCGGCGGGAGCAUCCGACUACGAACCCCUUUUCACCUUCAGAUUCCUGCCUCAGAAAUCCUUCCCGUCCCUCACUGCCCGGGACACCGUCAAUCGGCUCCGGCAGUGGUCCAUGCUGGGCAGGAUCUGCAUCCAGGCCUUUGGGUUUGACCAGAAUUUCCAGGCCUACCGGAAAGAUGAUUUUGUGAUGGCUUUUUUUAGAGAUCCAAAUGUUAUUGCCAAUUUGAAAUUACUUUCGGAGUCCUCUGGACAGUGGAUUACCCUCGGAACAGACGUGAAGAAAAUCGAGGCCAUCACUGUUCCGUGCACACAAGUUUCAAUGUCAUUUUUUGACCGAUUGUAUUCUGAAGAAAUAGUUCGAGAUAGUGGGCAUAUUGUUAAGUGUUUGGAUGAUUUUUAUGAUUGCUUCGUGAUCUCUGAUGAGUUACGAAAAGUUUUACUGUUAGAAGACUCCGAAAAUUAUGAGAUUUUCAGCCAAUUAGAGCGAGAGGAGUUCCUUUAUCGUCUUUUUAAACACCUUUGUCUUGGUGGAGUUCUCUGUCAAUUUGAAGAUAUCUUAGGUCCAUACCUGGAAACGACGAAAUCUAUCUAUAAGGACUUGGUGAGUGUUCAAAAGGAUCGUGAAUCCAAGGGAAUUCAUAUUACCUCUACUAUCUUCAAGGUCUUAGCAUACGAUGCCACCGGCUUAUGCUAUCCUUCAACAAAAAGUCACGAGCAGACAUUUGCCUACCUGAUUGUGGAUCCUCUGAAGCGCCACGUUCAUGUUUUAUACCACUCUUUUGGUGUAGGGAAGGUAUCUGAAGAUUGAUUUUCCAGCAUAGACUCAUCAGCUGCUCUUUACUAUUUCAGGUCUUUGGUUUAUAAUGACAUUUAUAACAUGCUGGCCUCAAAAAGGAAAAAAAUACUUAGCUUUUCAAGUAUCCAUUCUUUUGGGUUGCUAAUGGAGGUUCAGACUCAUAUGCGUCAUGUCCUAUGAUGUCCUAGGAAAGAGCAUGAAAAUUCAAGUUAUUUGGAAUAAAACUAAGCCAUAGUGAAUGUUUCCCUUAAAACUGUAAAUACCUAGUAACUUCUUAUUUACUCUCUGUGUUUUAUUUUUAAAAUGGCUUUACUCAUAUUUUAAUAGGAAGUUGGAUGUUUCAUGAGUGAGCUAUUCGGAUAGAUAUUAAUAUUCUUUAAUUCACUGACAUGCUCAUAUCUGCUUCCUUCUUGGCAUUCUGUUUGUAUCUAUGGGAUACUUAGUCAUUCCUUUUAUGUUUCGCUGUGUAUUGUUUAAAAUUCUUCAAUAAAUGGAUUUGUA